Pochonia chlamydosporia 170 is the source of this 762-nucleotide messenger RNA. RefSeq lists its product as hypothetical. Bases 1 to 762 code for a protein of 253 amino acids. The record is from RefSeq and is a predicted model, not a curated record. The transcript is spliced from 3 exons. Lineage: Eukaryota; Fungi; Ascomycota; Sordariomycetes; Hypocreales; Clavicipitaceae.
AUGAAGACAUUCUCGACUAUUUCACGUUUUGCGAUAUUGAUUGGGCUGCCAAUGGUAUUCUGUGCGCCAAAUUUGCCCGUUUCCGAUCUUGCAUUGCGAGAAGAAGGAAAACCAACAGACCCAGGCUUGCAAAUCCCAGAUUUUGAUGGCUCUGGUGAAGUCGAAUUCGAAGGCCGUGCUUUUCUCAACGGAGCCAACGUAUCAUUUGUUGGGACUGCGGAGAGGUUCUACAAUCACUUAUUGUCUCUCAACCCCAACUAUGACGAAGACUUCAAGGACAUCAUCGCAGCUCAAGAUGCAGAGACCGAUGCUGAGCUUGCGGAGAUGAUGAACGAUUCUGAAAAAGCCGAAUUCGACGAUUUCAUGAAAGGAGCCAAUGCAACUUCUCUUGAUAAGAGGGCCCACAAGAACUUCAGAAGGCAAUGCGAGAGUGAUAAACGUGGCUCUAUGCCCAAGCCAUGGGGUUAUAAUUACCGGUAUCUGAAGAAGAUAAACGCCAUGUGUAAGGCUCCUGCUGGUGGUUGUAAGCGAACGACAUGCCGAGGGACGUCUGGUAUCUGGCUUUGCAACAAUAAGGACUCUGGAGAAGUCUCUGUUCGUUGCGAUAGAGUCGCCGCGCUGUCGAAAUUUGCUGUCCAUGGCUGCUACCAUCAAUUGCCUAACAACGGAAAAUUUGCCUUUGGCGUCACGAGUGCUUGGGUACAAGGUCAGAAGUAUAAAGUCUGGGUUGAGCGUACCAGCACGAAUACUUGCGGCGAAUAG